Messenger RNA from Cheilinus undulatus (humphead wrasse), 8858 nucleotides. It is a transcript of the gene zcchc14, whose product is annotated as zinc finger, CCHC domain containing 14. NCBI's taxonomy places the organism in Eukaryota, Metazoa, Chordata, Actinopteri, Labriformes, Labridae. Bases 797 to 4294 code for a protein of 1165 amino acids. The transcript has 14 exons. Gene Ontology annotation, molecular function: zinc ion binding; nucleic acid binding; phosphatidylinositol binding. The record is from RefSeq and is a predicted model, not a curated record.
GAUUAGAGGGAACGAAAUACAUGUUGCGAGAAAAGAGAAAUAGAUUUUUAUCAAAACGGCGUCAUUCAUACCUGAGUGGGUUUUUUUUUGACAUAUCAGCGGUUGGUGAGGUAAUGUAGGCUAUUGAAAAUGCAAUAAGGUUAUUUCCACUGGAAGCAUCAGCAUCUUCAGGCUUUUACUAUUUUGUUUAUAAACUUCAACCGAGGCCGUCUUGCUAGUGACUGAGGCUUACGCCAACGGUUCCUCGCGCAAACUAUGGAAAUCAUGAGGACGGAGCAACUCAACGGAAAGGAAUUUUUCUGCUGUGUGGUACAGGACGGGCAGCUCAUAAUGAAAAGUAGCAUUUGUUUGUAUUAGCGACCCCUGAAUGUGACGGAGUGUUUUCAGUUCCUUGUGUCAUUCUACACGAGCUGUUUCUGUACCCUCAGGGGCAGCGGUCCGACCGGCGGAGAAGGACACGGCGGAGGGACCUCUAGUUGCCGUACUUUCACAAACCCGACCACGACGUCUUCGUCCUAGGCCCAUUGUUGAGAUAAAUGUUCUGAAGGGCCUUCAGUACUCCGUCGCUUUAGUUAAAUGUCUGUAGCCUGCCCAAGUGAAAAACAUCAAAGGUAGUAAGAGACAAAAUCAGAUGUUGACUGAACUAAGAGUUAACAAAUUAGGACGAACUUUAUGGCCCUCUUGAGUAAAGCUGCUUGCACGCUCCCGUGCAAUUACGUUCGCAUACAAACUUGUUGAAAAGUUUUCUUUGUGUAGUUGGACAAUUUUCUCGCAGUUAUUGCGUUUGAGUGGAUGUAUGAGCAUGGUGGAAUGCCGAACCUCUGUCCAAAGGGAGGGGGUGUACCGCUGGUUCUCUUUUCUCACCUCUGCCCAACGAGCAGAGUUCUUGUGCGGCCUUCUGGACCUCUGCGUCCCCAUAGAACUCCGCUUCCUCGGCUCCUGUUUGGAAGACUUGGCCCGCAAGGAUUACCACUCCCUUCGGGAUGCAGAGAUCAAAGCCAACAACCCUGCCGACCUUUCUGGCCUCACCAACAUCACGGACGAGGUGGUGCGCAGCAAGUUGCUAGUGUCCCUCGCCCUGCUUGGCUCGGACAAUAGGGAGGCAGCGGGGGUCCUUUUUCGGACUCUGACUCACAUUGACACCGUGAUCAAUAAUUACGGCCUGGCGCUUAACGAUGGUGGGGCCGAUGAGCAGUUCCUUUUACUUUUCACCAUGGCAUCUCAUCACCCUGCCUUUAGCUUCCACCAGAAGCAAGCUUUGAGGCAACAGCUCAGCCAACUCCGGGACAUACUACAGGUGAGCAGUGAAGGAGCAAGAGGAGCAGAGGCUUCAGCAGCAGGCCCUAACAAUGAUAAAGCAGCCAUUUGUUAUAAUCAGCUACAUCACCAUGGCCAUGACAAGCCUGCUUCCCUGCCACUGGCCUCUUUGCCCCCCACUGCCUGUUCCUUGCCUGAUCCCAUUUCUUCUUACCUGCCUCUGCCUGUCAGCCAAUCCUGCCACAUACACUGCAGCUGCUGGCAUAAGAGACACGACAGAGAGGCCGAGACAGUUGCAGUGCUGGGAUCUGGGGUCACUACUGGACGACAAGACCAAGUGGUUAGCCAGGACCUCAUUUCUCCACCAAAUGACCCUCCUUCUUCUCUUCUCCCUCACCUGCAGCCACCUCAUUCUCAUCUGUCUUCUCCUCUGCCUGCUGGGCAGAGUCUUGACUCAGCAGCACCUACCAAAACUCACCUGGGAAAAGCAGGAAAAGUGGUGAUUGAGGGUGUAGUUCUGAGAGGAGUGGCACACAAAUCUGAAGACAUCAGUGAAUAUGUCUUUGAGGCCAGAUGGUCGGAUGGUUUAGUGUCUUCCAUUGUCAGAACUCAGGAGGAGAUAACAGAGCUGCUUUCCCAGUUGUCAAAAGCAUUUCCUGAUGAAGGACUGGAAAAAUACCUUCCUCAGUCUACAGAACUAGACCCCAGGUGUCUGACCUCUCUACCCUGCCAUGUCCUUCAACACCAAAAUUUCCAGCUUUUUUUCACCUCCACUAGGCCUGUCUCUCCCAACUCUCCUCCCUCCCUCUCAUCCUCUUGCAUCCCUCCAUUACCAUCCUCUCCACCUACAGCUCCUGUAGCCCCAACAUAUCCUUUCACAACCAGCUCUAAUCUUGGCUGCAUGGUUCAGCACAGAGGCACCAACAGGGCGAUAUACAGAGUGGCCAGUGUCCAGCCUGUCAUCAGCAACCACAGCUCUGUCAUGACUCGCCCUUCCCCUCAUAUGUCCUCCCUCCCUCCGUCUCUUCCUCCCGCAUUACCUCCUUUCCAUCAUUCUCCCCAGCUGUCCCUCCUUCCUGCCGCUGUUCCCACCCUUCCCACUCAGGGCUCCAUAGCUUGUGGAGGUGAUUCCUCCUCCCCCCAGACUCAUGGUCAGUCCCACUCUUACUCUCAGCACCUACCAACACAAACUAGCAGCCAGUCCUGUGCACUGCCUCAGUCCAUUUACCUGCCCCAUUCCCAUUCAGUGUCCCACUCACAUUCUCAGUCCCAUUCCCAGUCUCGUUCCCAGUCCAAUAUACAAGUACCAUCCCAGUCCCAGCCUAACACUCCAGAGCAGAGUGGCAUCCACGACUGGCUUCGUAGGCUUCGGCUCCACAAGUAUUACCCAGUCUUCAAACAACUUACCAUGGAGGAGUUUUUAGCCCUAACGGAGGAGGACCUAAACAAGUAUGAUCUAACCCAAGGAGCUAAGAAAAAACUCAAGACUCAGCUGGAGCUGCAGAAGUCAGCAGACAGGGAGAUUAAGAUGGAGAAACGGUCAUGCAGCAGCAUCGCUAGAGUGACACCUUCCAGUCACAUUGGACACUCAACAAUUUCGAUCUCCACUGCAGUUGAGCUCCAAGUGGAUGUGGACGCGAUGUCGCACCAUCAGCCUGUCUCAAAGGACAGCAGCUCAUCCUCAGGCUACUCAAGCUCGUCCUGCUCCCCCAGAACACCACUUUGCUGUGAUUCCCCAUAUGACAGGACCAGAGACAUUCACAGACGUGUGUCAGGUCCAGAUACAACAGGAGUUGGCCCAGAGAAGGACCGAUCCUGCCUCUUGGUGCUACCCUCAAGCUGCCCCUCUGGCAUUAGCCGCCCGACUGCCCAGGUGCUACCUGUCCAAACUGAUCCAACAACCUCUCUUCCUCCCUCCUGCUCCCUCAGCCUUCCACAGUCUCCUUACCACCCACAGGCAAAUUACCCCCAGACACUGCUCUCUACAGUGCCGAAUCCAGCACGCAUCCUGACUUCUCCUCGUAAACCAAGGCCUCUUCCACUCUGCAAUGAAGAAAGGACAAAGCCAAUAGGCUCUGGCCAUCUUGCAACCAAUGCCAAUUUCAGUAAAGGGCUCAGUAUGGGGAUUGGUGUGAGGCUGGAAAAAAUGGAUGGCUCCACAACAAUACAGGACUCAGUGAAUUGUUGUGAAAAGGCAGGAGGUGCCAUGGGUCUAAUGGUAGAAACCAGUUCUGCUCUGACCUCUACCUCUAAUAGCCUUCACCAUGUCUCCCACCCCCCUCUGCACUUUCACCUUUCUUCCUCCUCAUCUCCCUCUUCAUCUGGAUAUUACUCCUACCCACCAACCUCCCCUGCCUCUUCUUCUUUCUCUUCUUUCUUAUCCUCCUCAUGUCCUUCCACUAAGUCUGGCUCUCUAUCUAGCAGCCCUGGGUCUGGUGGAGGCUUUAUUCCCAUUGCAACAGCAAACAGUAUUCCAGUUCAUCCAGUGCCUUGCAACACUUACUACCUAUCACAGCCUACCUCCAGCUCCUCCUCUUCCUCCUGCUCUGGCUCUUCAUUGGAUCAAAGUCCAGGUCACAACAUGUCCAUGUGUGUCUGCAGCUCCUGCGGUUGUCGUGGUAACUGUAGUGCCUAUGGGAUGUUGCCUGGAUAUGCAGUGGCUGAUCACCUGCAGUCAUUCUCAGCCUGCCCCUCCCUCUUUACACUUGGCCCUCUUCUACAUUUUAGUCCCCUGGUCGCCUCAUCAAGUGCCUCUGGCACUGGAGCACCUUUCUCCUACCCAAUGAUGAUACCACCUCCCCUAUAUUGCAAUAGCCCAAUUUCACAUGACCAGCAGCUGGGCUUUGCCUUUUACCAGUCCCACAGCUUUGGAAAUGGAAGCCAGAAACGGCCAUCAAUGAACCUGUCUUGUUAUAACUGUGGUGCCAAUGGACACAGAGCAGAAGAGUGCAAACAGCCCUCCAUGGAGUCAGGACCUCAAGGAACUUUUCGGCUGAAUUACUCUCCUCACACCGACCCUAAAGACUCAGGGGAAUAAAUAGCAGGAAACCCCAGUGGAUUUGAACUCCUCUGCUCCUGAUACAAGUGUACCUCAUGUUCUUUCUCAAACUAUCACUCAGCAGCUGCAGAACUAAAUAAGAAUACUAUGGGUACAGUAGGAAGACCUCAUCGCCUUUGGAAUUCUGGUAAACAGUUUGCAAAGGUGUCACUGUAAGAUGGCAAAAAGAAGAGGAAAAGAGAAAGGGGCUAUGACAGUGGUUUUUAAUUUUAUUAGCUUUCAUCCCUUAUAAAUAGCAGAAGUCACAGGAAAGAUUUGUAAUCUUUGCACUGCCUUAUAACAGUGGACUUUGCCUCAUCCACAGAACUAAUAUUGUAAACACGCAGUCAUUUUACUGGUGAUGUUCUUACCAGACAGUCUCAGAAUCUGCUUUCAAUUAAAGAAAUCAUAAUAGCUAUGGGGACACUCAGUCAAUAGCUUUCUACUUGUCCUGAAUAUAAAACUGUGUAACAUCACAUUGUUAGCUUCAAAUGAGAAAACUGAUGAAAGCAAGUAAGAACAUUGCUUCUCGCAUUCAAGAAACAUGAACAAUGCUAUAUGUUUUGGGAAACAGUUUGGAUGCAAAUCUACAGCAAGUUGGCUAAUUUUAUAAUAGAGACUCCUAAAACCUACUCCAGUAGAGACUGGUGUAUACCAGAGGUCAGAUGAGUCAAUUACUCCUUAUAAAUAAGGCACCUUAGUUCCAAAUGUGAAGCCAAAGAUAGUGUUUUGCCCAACUAACACUAUCCAUAGAAAGAAAGAGAGGAAGAGAAGGGGCUAUGACAUUUUUUAAAAAAUAAGAACAAUUUAAAAAAAGACUCACAGUUGAAAUCACCCCUUGAGUGACCAUGCACAGAUUAAGUCAAGGAAGCCAAAGAGUGAAAGAAGUUGGCAUUUGGUGGAGCACAGGGUGUGGAGGAAUUGAGAGAUCAGAUGGAUAUUUCGGUUGUGCAUUUUGAUAAGGACAAAAGUCUGAAAUGGAUUUGUGUUGUGCGUGCUGUGGGUUAAUGGAAGUAUGCAGUAAUAGGGAUAGGGAGAAAAAAUAAAAUUCAGGAAAGUACAGAAUAGCCAGCUCAGGAGUGUGCAAGGAUAAGGGAGGGAAAAAUCAAGCACUCUGCCUUUUUGAACAUGUUACCAUUCAAUGACCACCCUUUUUUCACAAUGUGUCAGCCAUUGAUGUCUGUGCUGUUGGAUACAAGGAAAUGAAAGGUGGGCUGACAGAGUUAGCUUCAGAGGUAUGUUUAGCCGGGCCCCAAACAAUAAAGCUGGAGAAUUUGGUUGGUUUUGUAAGGAGCACAAACAGACUGGAUGAGAUGGUACCACAUACUGUAGGGAGCAUUGUACAGCUGCACUGGCAGCAAAAUUUGGGAGGUAUACGUUGUCAAGAGUGUGUCAAUAUGUGCAUGAACUGUUGAAGAAGGCUUCAGCUCAGCUGACACAAUAUAUUGAUUCCAAAAAUGGCCAUGCAAGAUAGCAUAACACUGCUACUGAACAUGGAGCAAACAACAUUGGUACAAAAACAAUAGGUCUCAUACAGAAUGAAAGGUAUGUUUAGAUACACUGCAUUUGGAGAGUAGGAAGAAGUGGACACAGAUGAGAGAACUAUUACACCCAUCUGUUGUUGACUGGUAGAUGUGAGGCUUGAUGAGGAUUGCAAGAAUUGGUAAAUCUGUUAUUUAUUUGCAGUCUGAUUGGUUUGAGAGGGAGACUGAUAAAAAAUACAGUUAGGAUGACAAAUUGAUUUUUAUUGAAGACUAGAAGAAGUCAUAGUUGCUGGAUAGCUUUAGUAAGAAAAGGAGAUUCCUGCUGUGAGGGAUGUUUUGGAAAGUUAAGUGCUGGUAUAUCUGUGCUGAUGGAUUAAAAACUCAACAGGGGCUGCUAACCCUCAGAGUUGGAAGAACUUGGAAUCCUCUUUGUAAACUGGAUUCUGUUUUGCACAAAGUUUUAAAAAUGAGCAAUGGCAUUGGGGUGACACAAGCUCUCAUAAGGGGUUAUUCAACAGUCGCUGAUGGUAGAUGAUGGAUAUGCUAGGAUCCUUAUUUUUAGUGCCCUCAAUAGACCAGGCUGCAGCAGUUCUUGAUGGAAACUGGCAGGAUAGUGUCGGCAACUUGAGCUAAAAUCCCCCUCUAGAGGGAAAUGUUGUGGUUGGAUGUACUGUAGCUAGCAAGGACUGCUGGCAUUAUGCCAGGCCAAAGGCCCACUUCACACUGCCGGGUCAUGACAGGACUUUUUGGCCCAAUUUUUCUGCUUCAAUUAGGAGAUUGUGUGUGUGAUUUACAGAUUAACAUGUCAGGGCCGUGUUAGUUUGUUUACAUUUUAUGCUUCUUUGCUACCACAAAGAUAGCAGGCUUUGUAAAUUCCACACAGGGAUAGUGAUAUGACAGUGUUUUGGUAUGCAGUGUGUAAGGAAAAAGGGCCUCAUUCACUACUAUUUUCUUAAGAUUUUUCUUUAAUUUGUUACCAUAACUACCAAACCAUAAAUAUUCCAUAAUCCCCUUGGUCAAGGUGUAUCUAAAUUCAUAAUCAUUCCUCACUAAAAGUUGUUUUAUUUUCACUGAAUGCAUUUUGGCAUUGUCAGGGGUGAUUGAAGUUGUUACUCUUUGUGUUGAGGACCUUGUCUGGAAUAAUGUCAGCUUCCAUAUUUUUUCCAAUUUAUGACUUACAGAUCACAAAGUAUCAGCCAGACAAUCAAGUGUAUUUGGACAGGUCAUGUUGAAAAACUUGAAUUUCUAUUGAGUAGUUAUCGCAAUGUAAAGAAAAUAACUUUGACUCUCUUACCUCAUCAUGACCUUUUGAACCAAACACUGUUUAUUUAGACCUUAGAAGAUAAGACAAAAAAGAACUCUGAACCCAAAGGAAAUUCUGAUGUCAGGUUGCAUCCAUAUUAUAGUACAAGUUAAGAGUGACACAAAACAACAUCAAUCACAAAAUAAACACACAAAAACAUCAAGUUUGUGAUACAGUUUUUAGGGAUUGAGGGUUAAAUGCAAAGAAACUGUGCCUUUAAUAGGAUAAAUUAGUUAAGUAACAAAGGAAGCCAAGUACAUCAAUAAUGAUAAUAUUGACCUCACUAAUGGCUGUGAUAUUAUGAGGUUAUCUGAAGCAUUAUUAAUGCAAGCUGAUAAAAAAUAUCAAUAUAAUUCCUAUUUAGCUCCCAAUGGCCACUACAACCCAAAUGUGUGACAGAUAAGCAGGGAGAGCCAGGACAUCACCCUGGAAAAAAAUGUUAUAUAAUAUUAAACUUAACUGUACUUUUAUAAUAAAACAAAUUUUGCACAUGGUAGUGUUAUGAAAGGAAUAUUGCACUUGAUAAUUAACAUGAUAACCCCAAUAUGGAAAAGUAAUAUUGCAGAUUAUUAUAAAACAUUCAACACAUUAUAUCUAAAAUUUUAAAAAGUAAUAUUUCUAAUGAAAUUAAAUGUAUUUUGCACAUAACAUAAAAAUAGUCAUGGCCCAAAAAUAAAAACAAUAUAAGCUUAGUACUGAAAUACUAUACUAACCAUUAUGGCUUUUGUCUCAUAAUAGGACACUGGACUGACUUUUCCAGAGUUCCAUUUUUUUCUGUCAAGUUCACAAUGUUUCACUCUUCAUGUUAGAUGAAUGUUGAGCCGCUGAACAGUUAUUUGAAAAAAUAAGUCACUUCAGGGGAGGCGUAAAGGAGUGGGCUCUGUUACUGGUUGAAGCAGAUUAAUGUUCUUUACUUUUAAAAACUACUUAGUUAUCAAUUUGAUGGUACACUGACUUGUCUCUUAUUUACACUUCAUGCCCCACAUACGUGUUCUUGAACUAUGUUACCAGGGCUGAGGGGAUAUACUGAGAAGAAUUUGCUGGCUUCAAAGAAAUUACAGGGCCGCGGAAUUGUACAGAGUUUGAGUAAGUUAAAUAAUGUUAUACACUUUAUUGAAGUCUCUGACUGAGAGUUAUACAUUUGCUGGGCAGGACCCAGAGAUUUCCUGACAUAUGGACAGCUGGUCUUUUAGAUAAAGAAGUUUCAUCUGUGCUCCUGGAGAGCACAGCAUAGGACAUGUUUAUUUAAAAUACUGAAUAAUGAACAUUCGGUAAGUUUAAGAACUUCUGAAUGUUGUUAAAAAAAAUAGCAAUUAUAUAUGUUGUUAUUGUAAUCUUUAAAAAGUGCAGACACAACCUGUUUCAUCUAGACAAAACUUUGGUUUUAAGCUUUUUGUUCACUGAUCUGUUUCCAAAAAUGGAACGCUCAAUAAACAUGGCUGCGUAGAAACAGUUUAUCCAGAAGUUGCACUGGAUAAAAUACUGCCACAAUGUAUCAUACCAAAAAAGCAGUUUCUUAAGGCUUUUCUGAUUAUUUAGUCAUAAAGUUCAGCUUGUUUUUCAGUCUGAAAGUCUACUGAAAAGCCAGGCAUGACCCUAAAUUUGUGUGCACGCUGUUUACUCUUUGAAUAAAAUGUUCUUUUGGGUAUUUCUGUUCAAAUAGCUCUGUUAAGUUUAUUUGUUGUUUAGGUUUUAUAUUGCUUAUUGUGUUUUAAAAUGUGUUUUGUCUGAACCAAAAGAAAAUUGUUGGGGAAAUAAAAUUUUUCCGAUUUUUCAA